ACAAGUUAUAGUAUACAGAGACGAACCUUUCUCAUUGCGAAGUCAUUGAUUUGAGAAGACAUCGAAGAUUAUAAAAUCAGGAUCGAGGUUGGUCCUCCAUUGAAGCAGCAUUCUCGUUUUCUCAAAGAUCUUGUUUGAUUCUUCACGCUGUUUACGUUUUCUAUUCGUUUGCAACUAUUGCAACGCUUCACAUAUUAUAAGGGAAAAUGGACCCCCACAAGAACAUCCAACCAGGUGGCUAUGACUCCCGGGAUACCUGCAUUUCAAACUCUCGUGGGCCUCCAGAACUAGAUUUUGGUGAAAGUGACGAGGCAGAGUUGGUUUCUGUUUCUUGGAAUCAGGAUUACAGCUGUUUUGCUGCUGGCACGAGCCAUGGUUUCCGUAUAUAUAAUUGUCAACCUUUCAAGGAAACUUUCAGGCGAGAGCUGAAGGAUGGAGGGUUUAAAAUUGUAGAGAUGCUUUUCCGGAGUAAUAUCUUGGCCCUUGUUGGUGGUGGACCUGACUCUCAGUAUCCUUCAAAUAAAGUCUUGAUUUGGGAUGAUCAUCAGAGCCGCUGCAUCAGUGAAUUUUCUUUUCGGUCUGAAAUCCGUGCUGUGAAGUUAAGAAGAGAUCGAAUUGUUGUUGUUCUUGAGCACAAGAUAUAUGUUUACAAUUUUCUGGAUCUAAGACUUCUUCAUCAGAUUGAAAAUCUAGCAAAUCCAAGGGGACUAUGUUGCCUCUCUCAUCAUAUGAAUACAUCUGUGCUGGCCUGUCCAGGUAUUCGUCGAGGACAGGUCCGAGUUGAACAUUUUGGGCUUAACAUGGUUCAAAUCAUUAAUGCUCAUGAUUCUAAUAUCGCGUGCAUGACCAUGACAUUGGAUGGCUUGCUCCUUGCAACUGCCAGUAUAAAGGGAACUCUGAUUAGAAUUUUCAACACAAUGGACGGAACUCGUCUGCAAGAGGUCCGACGAGGCGUGGACAGAGCAGAUAUCUAUAGCAUUGCUCUAUCACCAAACGUGCAGUGGCUUGCGGUAUCAAGUGACAAGGGGACUGUUCACAUUUUCUCUCUUAGAGUGAGGGUCAUUGGGGAGGACGCACACUCCACUGAACAUGAAACUUCUUCAAAUUCCCUGCAGCCUCUUGUUUCUCCAGCCAGUGGUGCCAACCCUGGUUCGUCAUUGUCUUUUCUGAGAGGAGUUCUACCAAAAUAUUUCAGCUCGGAAUGGUCAUUCUCUCAGUUCCAUGUUCCAGAAGUCACCCAAUACUUUGCAGCAUUUGGCGCUCAGAACACAAUUGCGAUUAUCGGCAUGGACGGAAGUUUCUACAGGUGCAAUUUCGAUCCAGUGAACGGAGGAGAGAUGACUCAGCUUGAACAUUUCCGAUUCCUGAACCCAGAGAUCCCAAGAUAGUCAACACGUGCUUGGUUCGAUUUUUAUGUACAUAAGCAUUGGCUCUGUAUAUAGAUUUGGUGAAAUGCAUACGGUUUCAUACUUCCAAGCUUUACUUGAUUGAAGGAAUUGUAUUCUUGAUUGAAACAUUGUAUAUACAAAAGGAUUUAUAUCUACACUAAUUUCUGGAGAAAUAAACUGCGAUUCAACUA
Capsella rubella is the source of this 1579-nucleotide messenger RNA. RefSeq names its product autophagy-related protein 18d. The transcript has 5 exons. Gene Ontology annotation, biological process: protein localization to phagophore assembly site; nucleophagy; autophagy of mitochondrion. Gene Ontology annotation, molecular function: phosphatidylinositol-3-phosphate binding; phosphatidylinositol-3,5-bisphosphate binding; protein binding. The coding region runs from base 207 to 1388 and encodes 393 amino acids. The record is from RefSeq and is a predicted model, not a curated record. NCBI's taxonomy places the organism in Eukaryota, Viridiplantae, Streptophyta, Magnoliopsida, Brassicales, Brassicaceae. Gene Ontology annotation, cellular component: extrinsic component of membrane; phagophore assembly site membrane; cytosol.